Molecule: messenger RNA, 312 nt
Organism: Diaporthe batatas
Lineage: Eukaryota; Fungi; Ascomycota; Sordariomycetes; Diaporthales; Diaporthaceae
Exons: 1
Coding region: 1-312 (103 amino acids)
Source: RefSeq, a predicted model, not a curated record
AUGCCCAACUCCUGCUCACCCAACAUGGCCGACAAGAAGACACAGUGUGACCACGAGAAUGAGGUCCGAUCGUGGGGCUUUGAGCACGUCUUUACAUGGUCCGACCGCCCCAAUGCCCACUACCCACCGCACUCUCAUGCAGGCGUGACAACACACCUCAUCCUCAAGGGUCAGUUGACCAUCACCUAUCCCAAGGAUGAGAACCCUAUCCGGCAGACACUUGGUGUGGGCGAGCGGUGGGACGUCGAUGCGGACAAGGUACAUGAGGUCUGGGUGGGAGCGGAGGGCUGUACCUAUGUUAUUGGAGAGUGA